AUGCCCCAGGAAAGGCGGCGGGACGGUGCCCAGGUCGGGGGCAGAGGAGGAAGCGGAGCGGCGCUGAGCGGAGCCUCGGCGGGCGGCGCGGGGAGGGAGGGCGGGGGCCGGGCCGGGGCCGGGCCGGGGCCGGGCCAGGGCCGUGCCGGGGCCGUGCCGGGGCCGUGCCGGUCCAUCCCGCCCCGGCGGAAAGCAGAGGAGCCGUGGCGCAAGGGGCCGGCCGGGAGGGAUGCGCAGGGCUCCGCCGCCGCGCUGAGGACGUGCCCGGAGGACAGCGGUUCCCGGAGCCCCCCCGCGCUCCCCAAACCCCCCCUCCUCCUCCUCCUCCGCGGGGCACCCCCCGCCCCGGUACCCACCCCGCCCGGCUCCCCCCCUUCCCUCCCCGCCUCACCCCAGCCGGCCCCAUUCCCCUCCCUCCGCCAGAUGACCACCGCCAGCGGCCAGCAGCGGCUGGAGCCCCCCGUCCCUCUCCGCUCCUGCAGCCCGGCUCCCGGAGCUCUCCAGAUGAGCCGGCCGCCCUCCUCCGCCCUGGAGACCUCCACCUCCUCUUCCUCCACCUCCACCUCCUCCUCAUCCUCCUCCUCCUCGGCGGCGGCGGCGACCUCCAAGAGCAAGAAGGCCAGCUCGGGGCUGCGGCGGCCGGAGAAGCCCCCCUACUCCUACAUCGCCCUGAUCGUCAUGGCCAUCCAGAGCUCGCCCUCCAAGCGGCUGACCCUCAGCGAGAUCUACCAGUUCCUGCAGGCCCGCUUCCCCUUCUUCCGCGGCUCCUACCAGGGCUGGAAGAACUCGGUGCGCCACAACCUCUCGCUCAACGAGUGCUUCAUCAAGCUGCCCAAGGGGCUGGGCCGCCCGGGCAAGGGCCACUACUGGACCAUCGACCCGGCCAGCGAGUUCAUGUUCGAGGAGGGCUCCUUCCGACGGCGGCCCCGCGGCUUCAGGAGGAAGUGCCAGGCGCUCAAGCCCAUGUACCGCAUGAUGAACGGGCUGGGCUUCGGCGCCUCCAUCCUCCCGCAGGGCUUCGACUUCCAGGCGCCCCCCGCCUCCCUCGCCUGCCACUCCAACGGCUACAACCUCGACAUGAUGCCCAACGCCAUGGCCAGCGGCUACGAGGGACUCAGCGGCGGCCACCACGUCCCGCACAUGUCGCCCAACCCCGGCUCGACCUACAUGGCCAGCUGCCCGGUGACUGCCAACGGGGACUACGGCCCCGACAGCAGCAGCAGCCCCGUGCCCUCCUCGCCGGCCAUGGCGAGCGCCAUCGAGUGCCACUCGCCCUACACGAGCCCUUCGGCUCACUGGACAGCCUCGGGGGCCUCGCCCUACCUCAAGCAGCAGGGCCUCCCCGCCGCCAACGCCGCCUCCUCGGGCAUCCACUCCAGCGUGCCCUCCUACUCCCUGGAGCAGGGCUACCUGCACCAGAGCCCCCGCGACGACCUCUCAGUGGGAUUGCCUCGCUACCAGCAUCACCCCUCCCCGGUGUGCGACAGGAAGGAUUUUGUCCUCAAUUUUAACGGCAUUUCUUCUUUUCACCCUUCGGCUAGCGGCUCUUACUACCACCACCACCACCAUCAAAGCGUCUGCCAGGACAUCAAGCCCUGCGUGAUGUGAAGGCAGAACCCCAACAGAGACAAUCAGGUGGCAUCGAGCAGAGCCGAGGUAUAGACGGACCCACGCAGACGAAAUAUAAUGUGCACUCUGAUAGCAUUGAUAGUACACGAGUCACUUAGCAAAAAUUACCUAAGGAAGCAGUUUUCGGGCCCCUCCACUCCUUGAAGGACACAACACGUACAGCCGGUGUAACUCCGAAGCACUCCCCAAAAUCGCGCCUCGCUAGGUGAGACUGAGUGUCCCUGAGCACUCCGGUGGUAAAACGCCUUUCCGUCGUCUCCUAAAGAGCCGAGCUUUGGGAAAGUGAACGAGCUGAAAUAUUUUUGUACGAGAAAGUCUCUUUGAAUAGGAAAAAACAGUCUCCCAGCUCAGCACCUGCGAGGACACCCCCCCCCGUUUUCCUUUUUUAUUUUUCUCUCCCCGAGCCCCACCGAAGACACUUUUUAUGGACUCCAGCACCGACCGAUCGAUAUUAUAAAACAGUAUUGUUUAGCCCUUUCGUGUAUAGACUUUAAGAAAAGUUCAUUUUUUUCCAGUAUUGCAGCAAGACAACGUUAUGUUUUUUUAUUUUUACAAAAGUUGUUUUUCUACCACAAUAUUUUUAAAGAAAUAUUUUAAAUAAAUCUCGUGUAUACUCACACACUAUUGCUUUAAAAGGAGAAUAUAUUUGCACUUAUGUAUACUUUUUACAGUUUGCCAAAAUAUUUUGAUGUACAAAAUUUUUUUUUUCCAAUAAAAUGUAUA
This is a messenger RNA of Oxyura jamaicensis (ruddy duck), 2352 nucleotides long. It is a transcript of the gene FOXF2, whose product is annotated as forkhead box F2. Gene Ontology annotation, cellular component: nucleus. Gene Ontology annotation, molecular function: RNA polymerase II cis-regulatory region sequence-specific DNA binding; DNA-binding transcription factor activity, RNA polymerase II-specific. The coding region runs from base 1 to 1608 and encodes 535 amino acids. The record is from RefSeq and is a predicted model, not a curated record. Gene Ontology annotation, biological process: animal organ morphogenesis; regulation of transcription by RNA polymerase II. The transcript is spliced from 3 exons. NCBI's taxonomy places the organism in Eukaryota, Metazoa, Chordata, Aves, Anseriformes, Anatidae.